AUGCAUUUUAACUAUCUCUAUAGGAAGGUUUCAACUCAUCUGCGGGGCUCAAAAAAGGUAGCGACGUCCUCUUCAAGUGUAAUUAAGGCUAUCUCUCUUCUCGGAAAAGCCACCAAGCAAACCUCUCUCACUGGCGGACUGAUAGCAGCCUCUCCUGCAAGGUCCAGGCGUGGAUUGACCAGCAGGGGCCGUGUUAGGAGGAGCCGGAUUGCUUCCGGCAUCUCCCGUUUUCCACCCACUUCACCAGAAACUCCUGUCUCUUCCUUGUCCUCCAUAGUUAUCCAGGAUACGGGUGGUCUGCCCCUCACUCUUUCUCCAGUCAUUUCUCCUAUUUCCGGCCGAGUUGAACCAAAGACUCAUCCAUCAUCACCCGUUCGUUCGUCUGUCCGUGGUGGGCACCACGAUUCAAUACGUAAGGCAGCUCACAAUGUCUCUGAUCAACUUGAUAUCGAAAUGAAUUCGCCUAGUAAGGUGAAAAAAACUGGCCUACAUAGCUCUAUUCAAGUGGUGCAGCCCAUUCCCGGCAAGUGGUUAAGUCCGACUAGAUCUAUACUCCCUCAUGAACCACCAGUCCCCCAAGAUUUGACUCCUGCCUCCUCGAUUCCCUCCACUAAGCGACGAACGCGCCCUACUAUUGGCAGCCCAAACAGAACCACUUUUGGUAUACAAAGGAGGGUUACAAUGAGUACCAGAAGUCGAGUUAUUUCCCCACCUUCAGCCUCCUCUUCUUAUUCUCCUUCUAAGCAGACCUCGCCACUGCUGAGCCCGCCAAGGUCAGAUAAGACUAAGGCAGCAUCAACUGAUCAUACUGACUCUCCUUCAUUAAUACAGCUUAGGAGCUCAGUAAAACGAGCUCAUUCAGCAUCUUCACCCAGCAAAAAUAUUAGUCCCUUCAAGCGUCGCAAAAAGCUGAUUACCUCUCUUGUGCCCGCUCUAUCGACUUCGAACUCCGCUUCCGCCAGCUCACAAACAACUAGAGAACUAUCACCUUUACUCACUAAACAAAAAAAACACUCUCCUUUUUCACAAACACAUACACCUCAGUCUCGCAAAUCUCUCCCAAUAUCAUCCCCGCGAUCUCUUGUCAAUGGUGACGCUGCUAUUGAUAGGGAUCGCCAUUUUAAGCGGUCUAUUCAAGCUAAUCGUGAGACUCCGUCUGUACAGUCUCCAGCAAUUUCCUCGAUUACCAGCAAAACUAUCUCACUCGCCUCUCCCGCCCCGGAUCCAGCAUUCUCACGCCUGCGCCGGCGAAGCCAGCUAGCCUCAUCUGAGGCUGUUACAGAGCCGAAUAUUUCAUCACAUUCCUCUUCGUCGCGCCGCCGCACAAAUUAUGCGCGCCCAUCCACUGUAGGUGAAACUCGACCUAACGCACUGACUAGUCCAACAGACCGCAUUUCGCGGGCUUCGCGUCAUGCAGCCGUAACCACAUCCGUUCCUAUAUCUGUUGCACCUAACACUUCUGCCGUUUUGCGGUCUGGCCAUAUCAAGUCCAUAUCACCAUCACAAUCUUCAAAUUCUUCGGGUAGACCAACAACACGAGCGGAUAGAAAAUCCAAUAGUGGCACAAGGCCUUUGAUGAACCUACGGUAA
This is a messenger RNA of Protopolystoma xenopodis, 1590 nucleotides long. The record is from the annotation of a GenBank genome assembly. NCBI's taxonomy places the organism in Eukaryota, Metazoa, Platyhelminthes, Monogenea, Polystomatidea, Polystomatidae.